This is a messenger RNA of Pneumocystis jirovecii RU7, 951 nucleotides long. RefSeq lists its product as uncharacterized. Gene Ontology annotation, molecular function: GTPase activity. The coding region runs from base 1 to 951 and encodes 316 amino acids. The record is from RefSeq and is a predicted model, not a curated record. The transcript is spliced from 7 exons. NCBI's taxonomy places the organism in Eukaryota, Fungi, Ascomycota, Pneumocystomycetes, Pneumocystales, Pneumocystaceae. Gene Ontology annotation, cellular component: cytoplasm.
AUGUUUUUUGGUCAGAUAGUUAUUGGUCCUCCUGGUAGUGGAAAAAGUACAUAUUGCCAUGGAAUGUAUUUAUUUCUUGGUGCUCUUGGAAGAAAAUCAUCAAUUGUGAAUCUUGAUCCUGCAAAUGAUCAUGUUUUGUAUCCUUGUUCUUUAGAUAUUCGUCAGCUUAUAUCUGUAAAUAAAAUUAUGAAAGAGACUGGUUUAGGACCUAAUGGAGCUGUUAUUUAUGCUUUGGAGAUGUUAGAAAAGAAUUUUAAAUGGUUAAAAGAAGGACUUGAAUGUUUAGGAGAUGAUUACAUUCUUUUUGAUUGCCCUGGUCAGGUAGAGCUUUUUACUCAUCAUGGUUCUUUACAAAAGGUUGUUUCUAGGUUAGGGAAAAUAAAUUAUAGAUUAGCGGUAGUCCACCUUGUAGAUUCACAUUAUUGCACUGAUCCUUCGAAAUAUAUAAGUGUUCUUAUGUUAAGUUUGCGUAGCAUGUUACAAAUGGAUCUUCCACAUGUGAAUGUUUUAAGUAAAAUUGAUUUAAUAGGAAUGUAUGGAGAGCUUUUAUUUAAUUUGGAUUUUUAUACCGAAGUUCAGGAUUUAUCUCGUUUAUUGCCUUAUUUAGAAAAAGAUUCUAUGUUGUCGUCAUUUAGUUCUUUAAAUGCUGCUAUUUGUGAUAUGGUUGAAAGUUUUGGAUUGAUAGGAUUUGAAACAUUGUGUAUAGAAGAUAAAAUUUCUAUGUUAAAAUUAUUAUCAGUAGUUGAUAAGGCUAAUGGGUAUGUUUUUGGUACAUCAGAAAGUACUUAUGAUACUCUGUUUAGUAUUGCAAUGCGUCAAGGAUGGGAUUAUGAAAGAACUGUACAUGAUGUCCAAGAACGUUGGAUUACAAAUAAGGAAGAGUAUGAUAAGUAUGAAGUUAGACAAUGGGCUGAAACAGACUCUAUUGAGAUUCAUGAAAGAACAGAAUAA